UAGGUAUCCCGUUUUCCCAAUCUGUCACUCCAUAAUGAUGGGGGAAGGGAGAAUCCUCCAUCCCAACGUCUGACGUCGGGGCGUGAAAGAGAGGGCAGGCGAGGAGGAGAGGAAGCUGCGAUCAACACAGGCAGGGCGUCUGAGCCUAAACAAGGACAAAGUGAUCACGGUAUCAAUGCUCUAACAAUGGACUUAGCAGAUAUGCUUAUCGUCAAAUUCUUCUGUUUCGUCUACUUAAUAAAUUACACCCAGGGUUAUCAUUAUGGGAACCCCCUGAACAAGUAUGUGCGUCACUACGAGGGUCUGUCCUAUAACACCUAUGAGUUACAGGACAAGCACCUGAGAGCCAAGAGGGCCCUCCACCACCAAGACACAUUUCUCCAUCUAGACUUCCACGCACACGGAAGACAUUUUAACCUGAGGAUGAAGAGAGACACCAGUCUGUUUGCUGAGGACCUGAAGGUAGACAUGGGAGGACAGGAGGUGAACUAUGACACCUCUCAUAUCUACACUGGAGAAAUAUAUGGUGAGAAAGGUACCCUGAGCCAUGGGUCUGUGGUGGAUGGGAAGUUUGAGGGCUUCAUCCAGACGUACCAGGGGACGUUCUACGUAGAGCCAGCUGAGCGAUACCUGAAGGACCGGGACGUUCCCUUCCAUUCAGUUAUCUACCACGAGGACGACAUCAAUUACCCCCACAAGUAUGGUCCAGGGGGGGGCUGUGCCGACCACUCUGUGUUUGAGAGGAUGAAGAAAUACCAGGCCACCGCCAUGGAGGAGCCAAACACGAAGCUCCAUGCAGAGGAGGCGUCCAGUGACCCGGUGUUGCUGAGGAAGAGGAGGACGGCUCAGAUAGAGAAGAACACCUGCCAACUCUUCAUCCAGACAGACCACCUCUUCUUCAAGUACUACAAGACCAGGGAGGCCGUCAUCGCACAGAUCUCUAGUCACAUCAAGGCUAUUGAUGCCAUCUACCAGGGAACAGACUUCAUGGGUAUCCGGAACAUCAGCUUUAUGGUCAAGAGGAUACGGAUCAACACUACUACAGAUGAGAGGGACCGGUCCAACCCUUUCCGCUUCGCUAACAUCGGCGUGGAGAAGUUCCUGGAGCUGAACUCUGAGCAGAACCAUGACGACUACUGUCUGGCCUACGUCUUCACUGACAGGGACUUUGAUGAUGGUGUGCUGGGUCUGGCCUGGGUUGGAGCUCCUGCAGGAAGUUCUGGAGGGAUCUGUGAGAAGAGUAAGCUGUACUCUGACGGGAAGAAGAAGUCCCUGAAUACCGGCAUCAUCACUGUUCAGAACUACGCCUCCCACGUCCCUCCGAAGGUCUCACACAUCACCUUUGCCCACGAGGUGGGACACAACUUUGGCUCGCCGCAUGACUCGGGGUCGGAGUGCACCCCAGGGGAGUCGAAGACCCAGGAUAAGAAGGAGAAGGGGAACUACAUCAUGUACGCCCGGGCCACAUCAGGAGACAAGCUCAACAACAACAAGUUCUCCGUCUGUAGCGUCAGGAACAUCAGCCAGGUCCUGGAGAAGAAGAGGGGAAGCUGCUUUGUCGAGUCAGGCCAGCCCAUCUGUGGUAAUGGGUUAGUGGAGCCAGGGGAGGAGUGUGACUGUGGAUACAGCGAUCAGUGCAGAGACCAGUGUUGCUAUGACGCCGACCAGCCUGACAACAGGAAGUGUAAACUAAAACCCAACAAAGUCUGCAGUCCCAGCCAGGGCCCGUGCUGUACUCCUGAGUGCUACUAUAAGGGCCGUAAUGAGAAGUGUCGUGAGGAGUCUGAGUGUGCUCAUCAGGGCAUGUGUAACGGGGGUACGGCCCAGUGCCCCACCUCUGAACCCAAGGCCAACUUCACCGCCUGCCACGGAGAAACUCAAGUGUGCCUCAACGGGGGCUGUUCUGGCUCCAUCUGUGAGAAGUAUGGUCUGGAGGUCUGUACCUGUGCCAGCGUGGAGGGCAAGGACGAGACUGACGAGCUGUGCCACGUUUGCUGUAGUGAGAAAAUGAACCCCAACACCUGCAGCAGUACGGGUUCAGAGAAGCUGGCCGGGUUCUUCAAUAAGAAAGUCACCACGUUGCCUGCGGGGUCUCCCUGCAACGACUUCAAGGGCUACUGUGACGUGUUCAUGAGGUGUCGGCUGGUGGACGCGGACGGCCCUCUGGCCAGACUGAAGAAGGCCAUCUUCAACCCUGAGCUCUAUGAGAACAUUGCAGAGUGGAUAGUGGCUCACUGGUGGGCAGUGUUGUUGAUGGGCAUCGCUUUGAUCAUGUUGAUGGCUGGCUUCAUUAAGAUCUGUAGUGUCCACACCCCUUCCAGCAAUCCCAAACUGCCUCCACCCAAACCAUUGCCAGGCACGCUAAAGAGGAGGAGAGCCCAGCAGCACGCACGGGACGCCCGAGACGCCCAGGUGCACCAGUCCCAGUCCCACCACGGAGGUGGAGAUCACGGCCAGCACCACCCAGUCUCCGGAGGCCAGCGGCAGCAGCCCUCACGCCAGGCCCAGCCACAGCCCCAGCCUCAGAGGCAUCACCGCAGCCAGGGCCAGCCUAGAGAAAACUACCAGAUGGGUCAGAUGAGACGCUGAGCUGUUGAGACACCGGGGCUCGGGGUGGGACCGCUCGGGGUGGGACCGCUAGGUCCGCUGCUCCUUCCAUCGACUGCUCCUUGCCUUGGCUCCUCCACGUGCCUAUCUAUGUCACUGGUGGGACUGGGAUUUGAACCGAUUUGUGGGAUUUUAAUCUGGGUCUCCAGGGUGGGAAUCUGACAUCCUAACCAUUUAGAUCAACAGGAUUUUCUUAGCUUUUUCUUGAUUAGGAUCGAUGGAAUCAAGGGAAAGGGAAUCACACUUGAGUUUUUACACGUUUUUUUUUUUAGGAUUUCCUCUUGGUCUAAUGGUUAAGGUGUUGGGUUGCCACGUGGGAGGACCUGGGUUCGAAUCCCACCAGUUUACACCUAACAGUAGGAUAAAACACUUGCUUCAGUCCUUCCGAAGAACAGCCUAAACUGGUUGUUUACCAUCCUCAUACCCUCCAUCUACAAACAAAACAGAGUUGAGAAAGUGAGAAUAAACGCCCCCCUCUCCAACAACCACCACUGACUAGAGCCUGCAGCACGGCUGACCUCUUCAGUCUUGUUUUCUGUGGCUCUCUAUGUGCAGUGGAAUCCACCAUCAGUCAUUUUGUUUGACCAUCCACCAUUUUAUUUUUUUGUGGAGUGGAAGUGACCAUCCACCAUUUUAUUUUUUGUGGAGUGGAGUGGAAGUGACCAUCCACCAUUUUGUUUUGUGGAGUGGAGUGGAAGUGACCAUCCACCAUUUUUUUUUUUUUUUUUUUUGUGGAGUGGAAGUGACCAUCCACCAUUUUGUUUUGUGGAGUGGAGUGGAAGUGACCAUCCACCAUUUUGUUUUGUGGAGUGGAGUGGAAGUGACCAUCCACCAUUUUUUUUUUUUUUUUUUGUGGAGUGGAAGUGACCAUUGGCCAUUUCCAAUGCAGUAGGUCUUCGGUCUGCCUCUUUUUCCCACCAAAUCUUUCUUUCUUUCAAUGGAGUGCCAACAAGUGGAGGAAUGGAAUGGUUUCAUCACGUGUAGCUUUACUACCUUCGGUCAUGUUUUUUCUUUCGAUUUGUAAAGUACCUCCUCUUUGAGUGAGAACACCCAUGUGAUCCGUGGCUCCUGGUUGGUUGAAAUGUUUUGUCAGCCAUAGUAGCCAGGAAAUGAAGUGAAAAACACUCGGAGGAGAUUUGCUAAAAACACAAAGUUUCAAACAAAACUGGGAAAAGAGACGAAGCUCUUCUCUUGGUUUCUCCAUGUAGAGACUGACUGUCUUCUGCAUGUGAUUGUACAGAUUUCAUUGUAACAUAAGUGAAAAAACUAAACUAUUUCUUCUACUGUAAAUGUACGUAUGAUUCUUGACUGUGUUUUUGGGUUAGUACUGUACUCUCAGGACAGUAACACAAAUGAAGAUAUCUGGAAUAGUAAAUGGACAGCAUUUCACCAAUCAAGUUCUUCUUUUACUGCAGUGAUGGAAUCACAUGGAUGGAAUUCUCUAUGGCGUUGUGUUUAGCGUCCGGUUGCAAGAUGCUCUAGGUUCCAAGGGUUGAACAAAAAGGUCACCACCAUUUUCCCACUACUUCUCACCUUUGACCUUUUGUGACUUUGAAGAUCUCCAAGAUCUCUUCAUCGGGUAACGACUUGUUCUGAUCACGUCACGAUGACAUCAUGAUUAAUGACUUGUUCCGGUCGCGUCAUGAUGACAUCACGAUGUAACGACUUGUUCUGAUGACAUCACGAUGUAACGACUUGUUCUGAUGACAUCACGAUGUAACGACGUGUUCUGAUGACAUCACGAUGUAACGACUUGUUCUGAUGACAUCACGAUGUAACGACUUGUUCUGAUGACAUCACGAUGUAACGACGUGUUCUGAUGACAUCACGAUGUAACGACUUGUUCUGUUGACGUCACGAUGUAAUGAUUCGGGAUAGAAGAAUCAGGGGAAAGAAAGGAAAGGGAACUUCAUUUUUAGUUUUUACCCACUUCUUAUUUUUCUUGAUAUGUUUUGAUGCAGAAGAAUAGAACAAAUAACCACUAACGGAAAGCUGAUGAUUCUGCCUGUUAUAUUAGGUCAGUGAUGCGUUUUUUCUUUUUUUUUUAAGAGACAUUUUAUGGCACGCAAUUCAAAAUGGCACCCUAUUCACUAUUUAGCCCUAUGCACCCUGGUCAAAAGUAGUGCACUAUAUAGGGUUUAGGGUGCCAUUUCGGACAUACACUUACUUUAGUACGGAGUGCAUUAAUAGUAUCAAAUUGCUAGGUUUAUGUGUGUGGAAAAUAAAUACAAAAACAAUUCCAGAAUGGAGGAACAAAAAAAAAAAACAUUGAAUACAAUUGAUAUCAAACUGUUCAUUUUCAAUGUGGGCAUGGAGUCAUUAUUAUUAUUAUGAUUUUUAAAUAUGACUACGGUUGAUUUGACAAAAGGUCUGUACUAAAUUGUCUGUUACGUAAUUGAUCACAACCGAUAACUUGCCAAUGAUAGCUGGUGUUGACUAGUUUGGGUCUGUAGUUCAGACAGCAGGGGGAGGAGUUAUUCCAAGAUGGUGGCACUUUCAAACUAACACUAACACUAUGUAUAGAGCUAGAAUCUGGAUUGAGUGGUCUUCCAUCCUGCAACAAUGUGUGUGGAGGCCUGGAUUGGGUUCAUUAGGCAUCAAACGGAAGAAAACGGACUGCAACACGGAAGGGCCUACCUGGAUUUGUCAAAAAAAAAAAACGUUAAUUUUCCCGUUACAAAAUGUUUUGAACACCGUUUUCUGCUGUGUGCCCUAAUGAAGACGACCCUGUUGUGUUGCUCCUCUGUGUCCUUUACCGAGGUGAAGACUGUGGGCUUUUUACAUUUAACAUUGGUGUGCCAUACAUGUCUUUGUACUUGUGGGCGAACGAGUCAUAUCAUUUUAUGAAUGAGUCACAUCUUUUUAUUUUUAUCAUUACCUUCUAUGUAGGAAAAGCCAGUAGGAAGGUCUCUAAAAGCCAUGCACUAGAGUUUGAAUGGAUGUCACAGAGCCUGGACCCAUACCUACUGCUGUCAGGCCAACUCCUAUGGUAAUUGUCAUGCCAAACAGUGAUUUGACUAUGAUUUAUUUUAUCGUUUUUUUGCAUAGGAGUUGGCCAGACAAAACAGAUGUGGGGGUCCCUGGAUAGAAGUGUCAGGUUUUUUGAGGAGAUAGAGACUACGAGACGGUAGUACUAGGUGUUUACUCCUGCCCUUUUAAUACUACAAAGACGGUAGGCUGGGUUGAUGUGGAACAGCAUUUGGAACAUAGCCUAGAUCACGUAAACAACUUCAAAGCUAACCCCAACCAUACUGUUCUGGGUCAAAUCUGUUCUUUUCCAACACUAUCAUGCUGACCCCAACCAUACUGUUCUGGGUCAAAUCUGUUCUUUUCCAACACUAUCAUGCUGACCCCAACCAUACUGUUCUGGGUCAAAUCUGUUCUUUUCCAACACUAUCAUGCUGACCCCAACCACACUGUUCUGGGUCAAAUCUGUUCUUUUCCAACACUAUCAUGCUGACCCCAACCACACUGUUCUGGGUCAAAUCUGUUCUUUUCCAACACUAUCAUGCUGACCCCAACCAUACUGUUCUGGGUCAAAUCUGUUCUUUUCCAACACUAUCAUGCUGACCCCAACCAUACUGUUCUGGGUCAUUUCCUGCAUGGUUCCAGCAGCUAUGGUUUAAUGUGUAACCAGGCCAGGGCAGUAUAACUCGGUUCGGCUCGGUUCGGCUUGGUUUGGCUCGGUUCAGCUCGGUUUGGCUCGGUUCAGCUCGGUUUGGCUCGGUUCAGCUCGGUUCGGCUCGGUUCAGCUCGGUUCGGCUCGAAGGGUAAUGUUGACGACUUAGACGCGUGUCUGUCUUCCAUUGAAUCCUGUAUUUCACAUUGCUGAAUAACUGGGAGACUGGUCGCUAAAUGGAUCGUGAAGGAAGCCGUUUUAAUAAGACAGCUAGCACACUCACAGUACACUAAGCCAGACUUUUUUUCCCCCCCUGUAAACUUGUACAGUAGUUGGAGAAUUUAAGAGUUUUAAUUUGAAAAUAAAAAUCAACAUUUCUGAAAUCGAGGAAAAACUGUUCAGAAACAAAAACAUCCCCUCCUCAAAACCUUCUCAGUAAACACUUGAUUUUUGAAGGGAACCUUCGUAAGUAUUUUAAUAACAUUCAUAAACCGUACAUAAAACAUUCAUAAGCAGUACAUAAGUAUUUCAUAGUAGACAUAGUGUAUUAGAUGCUUACACACUGAUUAUGAAUGUGUUAUAACAUCUUAUGUAGGUACCCUUUAAAUAAAGUCUUUACCAACCUCCCUGGGUUCUCUUAUCUAUGCUAGUUGAAAUGGGAUUAGUUUUAAAUAUAAUUUACUUUAAUUCUCCACCAUCAGGAAAAUGGUAAAUAAUAAUAAUAAUAAUAAAAGUCAGUGUGAUGGACUUUAAUGUUUCCUUCAUUCUCAUUUGGUUUAAGUCAGUUAUCCUGUGGCAUGGUUUCUUUAAAUUAUUAUUAUAAUUAUAAUUUUUUUUUCCGUGGUCUUCAUGAUAAAGAAGGUUCUAAGCGUAUUACGUGCACUGAAAUGUCCAAAUUGAGUUGAAAAAAAUGUUAGGUGAAAUGAAGAUCUAGGCCCGAAAGAACACACAAUGAUUAAAACGUUUUAAACUACUGUCUGAUUUUAAUGUUCACUGUGUUUUAUACAGUAGCAAACAUUGUUGUUCACUUUGAACAUUUUUACUAAAGAAAUUCAAAAAAUGUAUUGUGUAUUUUUUUUUUUUGAGUACUUUAAAUGCAUUAAUUAAAAGAUUCGUUCAAAAUAAAUUGGAUUUGAUUCACUGUAUAAAAAUGUGUUUAAAACUAUUACUUGAAUAAUAUUUGUAUUUAGUUCUAUUUGUGUUUUUAUAGUAAUUUCUCUCCAGUAAUUCAGGUUUGGACCAUGGUAUUUCAGUGUGAAUACAGUUGUAGUUUUGGCCUCGUCUGCUUGCUGUAUGCAUUUAUUUAGUUAUAGGCUUGUUACAUUUGGUCAUGGGGCGCAGCUGGCCAGAUAUUUUCAACCCUAAAACCACAUUGAUCUCCUAGAUAUCCAUAUCCUAGAGGAGGCUAUUUAACUCUUGUUUAUUCUAGCCUAUAAUCAAAUAAAUACAAACCAACUGGCAAGUGUCAUCACUGACAUUUUCAA
This is a messenger RNA of Oncorhynchus keta (chum salmon), 7710 nucleotides long. Its product is annotated as disintegrin and metalloproteinase domain-containing protein 10-like. Gene Ontology annotation, molecular function: metalloendopeptidase activity involved in amyloid precursor protein catabolic process. The coding region runs from base 187 to 2589 and encodes 800 amino acids. The record is from RefSeq and is a predicted model, not a curated record. Gene Ontology annotation, biological process: Notch signaling pathway; membrane protein ectodomain proteolysis. Lineage: Eukaryota; Metazoa; Chordata; Actinopteri; Salmoniformes; Salmonidae. Gene Ontology annotation, cellular component: plasma membrane; synaptic membrane. The transcript is spliced from 17 exons.